AAUCACGCCAUAACAAACACAUACUAGUAGAAGACUUUAACAGGUAUAAUUGGAGAUGGCAGAGUUUGUCAGUCGAGGCAAUGAUGAAUCCGAUGGUGAACUCAAUGAGGCAUAUGAAAGCCAUUCUGAAUGGAUGAGAAUGGAUGUACACAUGAAGACCAGAACUGCAGAAAACCACCAAGUGGUGUCUACCACCCCAGGGAGAAGACGACUGUACAGACUGGCUGCUUUGUGUCUUGGGUUGAUGUGUAUCCUACAAGCUACUCUCAAUAUCACCCUGCGUCUCCUCUACAGAGACUCUUUAGAGACUAGCUACAUCAACAUGACCAACGUAAGUGACCAGUUACAGGCUGAGAGAGAUGGUCUUCAGACAAAGCUCCCUGUGCUAGAAUUGAACAACCUUGGAUGGAGGCGUUUUAAUUCCAGUUUGUACUACAUCUCUACUGACAAGAAAAACUGGGAGGAGAGCCGACAGGACUGUCUGAGGAGAGGAGCAGACCUGGUGAUCAUAAACAGCAGAGAGGAACAAGUAUUUGUCAACGGAUUCUGGGAAGUCUGGAUUGGUCUGACGGACAGAGAUGAAGAGGGGGUCUGGAAUUGGGUGGAUGGCACACUGCUUACCACUGGGUACUGGGCGAGUGGACAGCCUAAUAGUCAUCUAGGACUGGACGAGGACUGUGCUGAGCAAUGGCCCAACCCUUCUUCUGUAGAGAAAAGCUGACAUGAUGCACCAUGCAGCGAAGUGCAUUUCUGGUCCUGUGAGAAAUCGGCCUAGACGUAACUAAAACUUCAAACCCAACUAAAGUUAAACUCAAGUCAUCUACUCUCGACCAGGACAUCAUUAACGAAGACAUCAGUGCUAGUGCUUAAUUACACAAAUUAAUAAUGCAAAUGAAUUGUGC
Molecule: messenger RNA, 902 nt
Organism: Coregonus clupeaformis (lake whitefish)
Lineage: Eukaryota; Metazoa; Chordata; Actinopteri; Salmoniformes; Salmonidae
Product: C-type lectin domain family 4 member F-like
Exons: 1
Coding region: 56-721 (221 amino acids)
Source: RefSeq, a predicted model, not a curated record